ACGAAAUAAACCAGCUAUACGGUAUCCUUGUAAGUAAACUGUCUCUUUAUCUUAGUCCAUCUAACGUAAACAAUUUUGGAAAUGCCACUAUUGUUGUUUUUGUAGACUACUCCUUUUGAUAACAAAUAUAUUCUGUAUAUUUUUAAUGUUGAUAAAGCAUUUAAUAUUUGCUUAAUGUUAAUAUGUCUACAACAACUUCCAUUAUAAUGAGGAACAAUCAAGUAUAGUACAUUUUAUAACAACUGUAUAAUAUGAACUCAUGUUUAUAGUGGCAGUUCAAGGAUGAUAUUUAGAAUAAUAGUAAUCUAAACUGCAAUGAGGAAACAGUUGGACUCAUGCGAUUAUAAAAAGGCACAAGGCUGAGGAUCGGCUGUACAGUAAACAAUUGGAAGCACAACGACAAAAUGAAAUAUUUCAUAGUACUCCUUUUUGCUGUGUCUGCUCUGGCCAUGCCAGAUCCUGAGAUGACUAAGGAAGCAUUUCUUGAUGAUGAGUUGAUUGCAGAAGAGACUGCUAAUGCUGGUCUUACUGAUAGUGACAUACAAGUCACAGAUACUCCCAUUGAGGCUGCUAGUUCAUCUCUCACAAGCCUCUAUACAGCAAUCAACAGUGCAAUUGAUGCAAAACUUGCUGAUCAGCCAGUAAUUAAAGUCCUGAAUCUUGAUUUUGUUCGUAAAAAAUUGAAGCUUAGCAAAGUCAAUGGUGGAACUCUUUCCUCUUCUACUUUUAUUGAGCAAAUAAACAUUGGAAAUGGACAUUAUACCAGAAAAGGGAGCUAUUUAGCUUAUCAGCCAAAGUAUUUAGAUGGUCAUAAAUCUGGUUUAGCUGGAAUAUUUCUGAAUCUCGAGAAGCUUUUUCCAUGCAUAGCUGGUAGUUCGAUUAUCCCUGCCUGUGGCAGGUUUACCUCUGAGGAGGAUGGAUUCCUUCGGGGUAGAUCAAUUCUCCAAACAGGUGAUAUGGGGAAUCAUAUAAGGAUAUUUGGAAACUCAAUAGCCACUUAUGGAAUGGCUAUUUCUGGUUGUCGUGUUCUGAAUGGCAAAAAUGGUUGUCUUCCACCGUGGUUUCACACAAGAAUUACCUGCCUCCUUCCUCGUUCCUGCCAAUGAACAACUUGACUCUGCAGGUGAAUUGAUCCCUUGGACUUUACUAUUGUAGUUAUAUUUUGUUAGAACUAGCUCACAGGAUUUUUUAGUUUUAUUUUCUUCAUUUUUAUUUAAGUUUUUUUUGUCAAAGAAACAAUGAGAAAUUUACUAAAAACUUUUUGCAUACCAAAA
Molecule: messenger RNA, 1274 nt
Organism: Amphimedon queenslandica
Lineage: Eukaryota; Metazoa; Porifera; Demospongiae; Haplosclerida; Niphatidae
Exons: 2
Coding region: 405-1106 (233 amino acids)
Source: RefSeq, a predicted model, not a curated record